Molecule: messenger RNA, 996 nt
Organism: Acanthosepion pharaonis
Lineage: Eukaryota; Metazoa; Mollusca; Cephalopoda; Sepiida; Sepiidae
Source: the annotation of a GenBank genome assembly
AUGGAUUUAAUAUUGAGAAGUGGGAACAAAGAAAGUUCAUCUACCUCUCUCUCUCUCUCUCUCUCUCAUUUCUGUUCCUUCUUUGUUUUCUCUAUUUUUAAGCAUUUUCAUAUUUUUCUUUCUCUUCUUGUUUUGUUUUUUCUCUUCUUUCUUUUCUUAUUCUGUUGCUUUUACUGUUCACCAUUUUCUUUCUAUUUUAUCGGAGUUUUAUCAUUUUUUCUUUCUGAUCUCAUUUUUCUUUUGUUUUCUUUCUUGCUUUAUACUUUUUUCAUCUUUUCUUUCUUUUUCCAUUUUCCUUUUGUUUUCUUUCUGGCUUUAUUCUUUUUUUCAUCUUUUCUAUCUUUUUCCUUUUGUUUUCUUUCUGGCUUUAUUCUUCUUUUCAUCUUUUCUUUCUUUUUCCAUUUUCCUUUUGUUUUCUUUCUGGCUUUAUUCUUUUUUCCAUCUUUUCUUUCUUUUUUCCAUUUUCUUUUUUUUUCUUUCUGGCUUUAUUCAUCUUUUCAUUUCUGGCUUUUUUCUUUUUUUUCAUCUUUUCUUUCUUUUUUCCAUUUUCCUUUUGUUUUCUUUCUGGCAUAUUCUUUUUUUCCAUCUUUUCUUUCUUUUUCCAUUUUCCUUUUGUUUUUUUUUACUGGCUUUAUUCUUUUUUUCAUUUUUUCUUUCUUUUUCCAUUUUUUGUUUUCUUUCUGCCUUUUAUUCUUUUUUUCAUCUUUUCUUUUUUUUUUUCCAUUUUUUUUUUUCUUUCUGGCUUUAUUCUUUUUUUCCAUCUUUUCUUUCUUUUUCCAUUUUCCUUUUUUUUUUUCUGGCAUAAUUCUUUUUUCCAUCUUUUCUUUCUUUUUCCAUUUUCCUUUUUUUUUUUUUUUCUGCCUUUAUUCUUUUUUUCAUCUUUUCUUUCUUUUUCCAUUUUCCUUUUUUUUCUUUCUUUUUUUUCUUUAUUCCUUUUUUUCAUCUUUUUUUCUUUCUUUUUUCCAUUUUUCCUUUUUUUUUUUUUUUCUGGCAUAA